AUGCCACCAUUUGUGCCGUCGUUUCCUGAAAUCAUUGAUGGAAUACCCCCGGCUGGAUUAAUCUCGGAUGCUGAUGGAGAUCCAGUAGGAAAAGAGGCAAUUUUAUCAAUGAAUUUGCUUAAUACGGACAUAGGACCAUCAAGUGUACUCGGUGCUCAGCCCCCGGCACCAGAUCUGGAAAAGGACUCUGUUGAUACGACAGAUGACGAUAGCGAGGAUGAUUCCGACCCAGUUGAUAGGGAGGAAGAAAAGUUGAAGCUCAAAUUAAUGAAAGAGUUUAAUGAGGCACAGAAGCACUUCACUCGGAAGGAUGGUAUCAUAUAUGUCGAAGAUUCCAACUGGGUGAAGACUAGCCACUAUGCUACGAACUGCCACCUCUUUGUUGGCUUGCCUAUCGCAAAAAAGUCCGAUCUGGAAGGAAGGGAAGCAGCCCUAAAAGUGUUGGCAGACUCUUCAAACAAAUCCUCGCCAGACACUGCGGCCAAUAUCUCCGCGUUUAAAUCGGAAGCCGCUGAGUAUAAUACAAGCGCUACGAGGCAGCUACCGUGCAGGGUCCGGGUCGUAAACGAGCUGCUGUCCCAGGAAAUGGGAAGAAUUACUGGGCUCGGGUAUAUGAAUCAUGACUGCGUGGCACCGUUUCGCACUUUUGUUGUAUUUGAACAGGAAAUUCGACAUGCUCUCGCCCGACAAGAGGCAGAGUUUAAGGAAAUGAGUCAAAAGUUCCCCACGCACCCUUCUGUACUACGCAAGGACUCAUAUCUGCCGGCGGAAUACGGCUACUAUAUUGUGAAAUUGCAGAAGAGAGACUCUUUCCACUCGGUGGAAUUGGCUAGGUUUCUGCUCGAUGGAUUACGAGCUUUGGUGCAAUUUCUUGACACUGACCUGCGAGACCUCGUCACAACUGUACAGAGCCUUAAGAUGGUCAGACCUGAGAACAAUACCCUGAAGCUUCCCUUCUCGUAUCUCUGGUUCUUGUUCUAUCCUGGUCAGGAGGUUGUGAGUCUGCACCCUAAGCCCCAAGUGUACCGCGUGCUCCAGAUCACGGGAGGGAGGAAAUCUCUGGUCUCAAGGAAGUCUUCCAAGAGAAGCUCCAGACGCACGGUUUCGAACUUAGCUAUUGACUGCUUCUGUCUCGAUUUUGACGGAAAAGAGUUUGGAGCCAAGCCUAAAACCUUCAACAUUCGGCCAUAUGAUGAUGUCUUGGCUAUAACGGAUCUUCCUCUGUUUCCGCUGGUAUUCGCUGAAGAAGGACUGCCAGAAAAGUUGGUAGAGAGAGGAAAAACAUUUGAAAGCUUGGCGCAACCUAGCCAUCGCAAAUAUAAGGGACUCAAUCUCAAGGAAGGAGAUAGAUUUGAUGUUUUUGAAGAGAUUAAUAGCGAUGUCAUGGUAGAUUUUCGGCUCGCAUUUCAGAACAGCGAGACUAAGAUACCGUUGCCGCAAUUUGGUGGUGGUAUUAUCUUAGAACCCACUGCAGAAGACGAGGAAGAAACUCAUAUAGUCGGGAUAAACUUCGAUGACGCGGAGCUGCUGAGGUCAAGAUGGGCCAGGUUCGCUCAUAGCACGGACCUGCUCCGCAACCAGCUACCUGGCACAUUGUCGAGAGACAGCUACAUACUUCUUCCUGGCAGGGUUUAUGGAUAUGUGCUUCUAAACCGCAAAUGGUACCCACUGGAUAUCGAUCUUAUAGAAAAAGUUGUUCAAGUCAAUCCAGGCGAGAACGACAGCUUCCAGAAGCUCGUGUUGCCCGACGGCCAUAAAGACAUUGUUCGGGCUCUAGUGAACACGCAUGCCCGUCAUGUUGCCGCAAACAGUACACAGCGUGAGUUUGACGUCGUCAAAGGCAAGGGUAAGGGUCUCAUCAUCCUCCUCCACGGAGCACCCGGCGUAGGAAAGACGUCAACGGCCGAGUGCGUGGCCGCCAACGCUGGGCGUCCCCUUUUACCUAUCACGUGCGGUGAUCUAGGAGGUAUCUCGGCCCGCGAGGUGGAGCAGAAUCUUGAGACCUUUUUUGACCUUGCGAGGCAUUGGGGUUGCGUGCUUCUCUUGGAUGAAGCAGACGUAUUUCUUGGUAUGCGAGAGAAGGGAGAUAUCCGACAGAUCAGUCUUGUGUCUGUCUUUCUUAGAGUUCUCGAGUAUUAUUCGGGUAUUCUCAUCCUCACAACCAACCGUGUCGGCUCUUUCGACGAAGCUAUCAAGUCUCGCGUUCACUGUGCCCUGUACUAUGCUCCGCUUGAUGAGAAGCAAAGUCUCAAGAUUUGGAAGAUGAACAUCGAUAUGAUAGAUGAGCGUAAUAAAGCGACGUCUGACCCGUCAAAACGUAUUCGAUUUAAUCGCAGGGAGAUUGAAGAUUACGCUGAGAAGCACUGGGAGUCCAGUGACGAGGGAUCACGCUGGAAUGGUCGGCAGAUUAAGAACGCCUUCCAAACUGCAAUUGCGCUCGCUGAUUGGGACUAUUAUCGGCUCACGAACGGCGAUCCGCACUCUCUUGGCCCAAUGCUUAUGCCAACUCACUUCAAGACCGUUGCUAAGGCUAGCGCUCAUUUUGAUCAGUAUCUAAUGAAGGUUCGUGGCACGGAUGAGGCCAGGGCACAGACGAACGAACUUCGACGGGAUGAUAUCCGCAAUGGGCUUGAUAAAGAUUCAACUAAGAGCAGGCGAAAGAACAACUCUUCGAAGGUGACGACCAAGCUUAAGCAGAAAAAGAAACAGAAUCAAUCUCCACAAUCUUCUGACGAAAGUAGUGAAAACUCAAGGGCUGAGGAAGAAGCAUCAUCAAGCAGUGGCGAGGGCGAGAGCGAAUCAGAGGAGGAAGCCCCGCCUCCGCCCAAGUCGAAGAAAUCUAGCAAGAGGAAGAACCGUAAAUAA
Messenger RNA from Trichoderma gamsii, 2865 nucleotides. RefSeq lists its product as hypothetical. Lineage: Eukaryota; Fungi; Ascomycota; Sordariomycetes; Hypocreales; Hypocreaceae. Gene Ontology annotation, molecular function: ATP hydrolysis activity; ATP binding. The record is from RefSeq and is a predicted model, not a curated record. Bases 1 to 2865 code for a protein of 954 amino acids. The transcript has 4 exons.